AAAUUGGAUCAAGAUCUCAAUGAAGUGAAAGCUCGUGUUGAAGAAUUGGACAGAAAAUAUUAUGAAGUCAAAAACAAAAAAGAUGAGCUACAAAGUGAAAGAAAUUAUUUGUGGAGAGAAGAGAAUGCAGAACAGCAAGCUCUUGCUGCAAAGAGAGAGGAUUUGGAAAAGAAACAACAACUUCUUAGAGCAGCAACAGGAAAGGCUAUUCUAAAUGGCAUUGAUAGCAUAAACAAGGUUCUGGAGCACUUUCGUCGUAAAGGCAUUAAUCAACACGUUUUGAAUGGCUAUCAUGGAAUAGUGAUGAAUAACUUUGAAUGUGAGCCUGCCUUCUACACCUGUGUUGAAGUUACUGCAGGAAAUAGGUUGUUUUAUCACAUUGUAGAUUCUGAUGAAGUUAGUACUAAAAUACUAAUGGAGUUCAAUAAAAUGAAUCUACCAGGGGAGGUGACUUUUCUUCCUCUGAACAAACUGGAUGUUAGAGACACUGCAUAUCCUGAAACAAAUGAUGCCAUUCCAAUGAUCAGUAAACUGAGGUACAAUCCAAGAUUUGAUAAAGCCUUUAAACAUGUUUUUGGAAAGACUCUUAUUUGUCGAAGUAUGGAAGUAUCUACACAGCUGGCCAGAGCUUUUACUAUGGAUUGUAUUACUUUGGAAGGUGAUCAAGUCAGUCACAGAGGGGCUUUAACUGGAGGUUAUUAUGAUACAAGAAAAUCUAGACUUGAACUCCAAAAAGAUGUUAGGAAAGCAGAAGAGGAACUUGGAGAACUUGAAGCAAAACUCAAUGAAAAUCUACGUAGAAACAUUGAAAGAAUUAAUAAUGAAAUUGAUCAACUGAUGAAUCAAAUGCAGCAGAUAGAAACACAGCAAAGAAAAUUCAAGGCUUCCAGAGACAGCAUUUUGUCAGAGAUGAAGAUGCUGAAAGAGAAGAGACAGCAGUCAGAAAAAACAUUUAUGCCUAAGCAACGCAGUUUACAAAGUUUAGAGGCAAGUUUACAUGCUAUGGAAUCAACCCGAGAAUCAUUAAAAGCAGAACUGGGAACAGAUCUGUUGUCUCAACUUAGCUUAGAGGACCAAAAACGAGUUGAUGCACUUAAUGAUGAAAUCCGACAGCUACAGCAAGAAAACAGACAGCUUUUGAAUGAGAGGAUCAAGCUGGAAGGCAUCAUCACUAGAGUUGAAACCUACCUCAAUGAAAAUUUAAGGAAACGUUUAGACCAAGUGGAGCAGGAGCUCAACGAACUGAGAGAGACAGAAGGUGGCACUGUUCUUACAGCCACAACAUCUGAACUUGAGGCAAUCAACAAACGAGUAAAGGAUACAUUGGCACGAUCAGAUGACCUGGACAAUUCAACUGAUAAAACAGAAGCUGGGAUAAAAGAACUUCAGAAGAGCAUGGAACGUUGGAAGAAUAUGGAGAAAGAACACAUGGAUGCUAUUAAUCAUGACACAAAAGAACUUGAAAAGAUGACAAACAGGCAAGGUAUGCUUCUGAAGAAAAAAGAAGAAUGUAUGAAGAAAAUCAGAGAACUGGGCUCUCUUCCCCAAGAAGCAUUUGAAAAAUACCAGACUUUGAGCCUAAAGCAGCUCUUUCGCAAACUGGAACAGUGCAACACAGAAUUGAAAAAAUAUAGCCACGUUAAUAAAAAAGCCCUCGAUCAAUUUGUGAACUUUUCAGAACAGAAAGAAAAGUUGAUAAAACGUCAGGAAGAGUUAGAUAGGGGCUACAAAUCCAUCAUGGAAUUGAUGAAUGUCCUUGAACUCAGAAAAUAUGAAGCUAUCCAGCUGACUUUCAAACAGGUGUCAAAGAACUUCAGUGAAGUGUUUCAGAAGCUGGUACCUGGGGGCAAAGCAACACUUGUGAUGAAGAAAGGUGAUGUGGAAGGCAGUCAGUCUCAAGAUGAAGGUGAAGGCAGUGCUGAGAGUGAAAAGGGAUCAGGAUCUCAAAGCAGUGUUCCAUCCGUAGAUCAGUUCACUGGAGUUGGAAUUAGGGUGUCCUUUACUGGGAAACAAGGUGAAAUGAGAGAAAUGCAGCAGCUUUCUGGUGGACAGAAAUCCUUAGUGGCUCUUGCCUUGAUUUUUGCAAUCCAGAAAUGUGAUCCUGCUCCAUUUUACCUCUUUGAUGAAAUUGAUCAAGCCCUGGAUGCCCAGCAUAGGAAGGCUGUUUCAGAUAUGAUCAUGGAAUUAGCAGAACACGCUCAAUUCAUCACCACAACAUUCAGACCCGAACUGCUUGAAUCUGCUGAUAAGUUCUAUGGUGUAAAAUUCAGAAAUAAGGUAAGCCACAUUGAUGUGAUCACUGCAGAGAUGGCCAAAGAUUUUGUGGAAGAUGAUACUACUCAUGGCUAGGUGGACAACUGCCAAUCUGUUAAGAAAAUGUAAUAUUUUAACCAACAUUGAGCAAUUGUAUAAAUCUAAAUAUGCAGUCACUGUUCAACAGCUUUUAAUAUACCUAUUAGACCAUUUCAUAAUAAUUUCUUUGGUGUUCUCUGUAUGUACAUGUGUUGUUGUAUUCGUUUAUAAAGUAUCUGUUUUAUAUAUGUAGCUUGAAAAUAUAUUCUCUGCAGAUUUUUUGUAAACUGUUUUUCUUGUUUAAAUAUGUCUAUUGCCAACUUCAGUUCUUGCUUUCUAGUGGUGCUCUGUUAUAUUGCCUCACAUGAUUUUUUUUAAAAAAAAACCAGCUUCAAUAAAAUAAUUGUUUUUAAUGCUA
Molecule: messenger RNA, 2710 nt
Organism: Thamnophis sirtalis
Lineage: Eukaryota; Metazoa; Chordata; Lepidosauria; Squamata; Natricidae
Source: RefSeq, a predicted model, not a curated record